GUCCCGGUCUCUGCCUGCAUCUGGGAUGGAGAAUUUGCAGAGCUGCAGCUGUGAAUCGUGGCUUUUUCUCCUGGAUGAUGGCUAGUGACAGGAGGAGAGAGCCGAAAGAGGAUGAGGAUGAGGGUGGAUCUGAAGAAGUUUCACUUUCAAGUCAGGCGACGAGAGAGAUGAGCGUCUGGGGCAUGUCCGGGCCUGGCUGAGCAAGGAAACAGGUGUGCAAGAAACGUACCUGGCAGGACUGGGCAGCUCCCAGCCGAGGCCCUCAGGCAGCUCCAGCGCGCCUUCCCAGCCACACGGAUCAGGAUCUCCAACCGGCUGCAGCUCCGGAGAUGCGCUCUAACCGGUCCUGGGUUCUACCUCACCUGGGAAAAACUCUCCUGGCAGAGAUGGACUGAGCGGUCCGUCGGUCCGUGCGCCUCCGGUCAGAGCGAGAUCCUCGGCCUUUCAGGAAGGCUGGAAAGGAAGCAGCCACCAUGAAGAAAAUGUUCUCCUGUUCCAGCCAUCCAGUGGCGAUCGAAAGCUGGAACAAGCACGACCAGAAGCUGUUCGACGCCGUUGAGAAAGGGGACGUGACCCGGACGUCCCUUUUUGUGUCGAGGAAGACUGCCCACCCCACCAAGCUCAACGCCCUGGGACAAUCUGCGUUCCAUCUGGCGGCUUCCAAGGGGCUCACGGAGUGCCUCACUAUCCUGCUCACCCACGGGGCCGACGUUGAUGAUAAGAAUGAGGAUGGCAGCACAGCUCUGCACCUCGCCACCAUCGCUUGCCAGCCCCAGUGCGUGAAAGUCCUCCUUCAGCAUGGAGCAAACGAGGAUUGCGUGGAUGGGCAGAGUCGGACUCCUCUGCAUUGGGCUGCUUUAUCUGGCUGUGCCUCCAGUGUCUUGCUUCUCUGUGACCAAGAAGCCUUCCUUGACGUCACGGAUAAGAAUGACCGCACCCCCCUGAUGAUCGCGGCUCAGGGGAACCAGACGGCCAUCUGCUCUCAGCUGCUCCAGAGGGGCGCCAAGGUCGACCUCGCAGAUAAGGAUGGCAAGACAGCUCUCAUCCUUGCCUGUGAAAACGGGGGCGUGGAGGCAGCUGACCUUCUCCUGCAGAACGGUGCCAAUGUGGCUUUGAAGGACAAGACUGACCACGAUGCCCUGUACUACGCCACGCGGAGCAAAAAUCGGAUUCUUCGGAGGCAAAUCCGAACUGCCAUGAAGAGAUGGAAGAAACGAGAACUGGGGCUGUUUGAUUCGUCAGAAACUGGUUCACAGGUGCCCUCUGAGAGUGGGAAAGACACCGACGUGAGCAGCCUGGCUUUCCAGAGCGAGGCGGGCGACCAGAGUGACGACGAAGGCGAGGCGGAGGAAGGCUCCGAGUUACGGGAAUGGCAGAGCAGAUUCCGGGAGGAAAAGAUGAAAGUCAUCCAGCUGGAACUGCAGCUGGACCAAAAGACGAAAGAGUGCCAGGUCUUCUCCAAGGGAUGCCAAGUCUUGAAGGCGAAGGUCUGGGACCAAGUACAGGAGAUUGGCCAGCUCCUGCCGGAUCGGGAUGGACGUGUCCGCGACUGGCGGCCGCUGAGUCAGCGCCUCAGCCAGGAUCCCACGGAGGGGGACCACUGCCUGGACCUUUUGGCCCAGCAAGUCCAAGAUCUGAAGGAGAGGAAGAAGCAGCAGGAAGCGGAGAAGGAGCUGCCCAAAGCUUCAAUGCAAGAGGGAGUGACCAGUCCCAACAAGCUCCAGCCCACCGGGACGGUCCGGUGGCCUGGCGAGGAAGAGGCGGAGGAGCUGAAGCGCCUGCGGAGAGAGCUGGAGGCAGCCCUGGAGGAGAAGGCCACCGCGGCCAGGCGGGUGGAGGAGAUGGAGGGGCACAUGGAGAACAUGAGAGCCGUCAUCGGGGUCUUCGAAGCCAAGAAGAAGUCACAGAACGCGGCCCUCAAGGAGAUGGAGGCUCGGACGCAGCAGCUGGGUGACGAGAACCGAAAGCUGCGAGGGCUCCUGGGAAAACACCUGGCCGGGCCUCCCGAGACCAGCCUAACCCAGGCGAAGGUGGCCCAGUGCAUUAAGGAGAUGGAGGAGACCCAGUUCAGGGCCCAGGAGGAGAUGGUGGCCAUGCUGGCCGAAAACGAGGACCUGAAGAAGGAAGCCGAGGAGGCCGUUCGCAGCAGGCUGCAGUUCCAAGCGGUGCCAUCCGGCGCAGUCAAGAAAUGCGUCACGGCCUGGAAGAAGGUGGUCACUGGCCUGGAGGGAGCUCUGGCUAAACUGGAAGAGACCUGUUCUGCUCUUGUGGACAAAGCUCGGCCUCUCCAAGAAGCCAUUUUGGAGCCUCCUUCCAAAACCUUGGUCAACGGCAACGGUCUUCAUGAAGAAGAGAAGAAUGGCUCUGGCCACGAGGCGGCCCGCUCAGAGACCGUCAAGGAGCUGCAGAAAGAUGGGGUAGAAAAGACCCAGCUCCAUAAUGGUCUUGUGGGGCAGGGGAAGCUCAGGCCAAAACCUGAGGGGGUGGAAAACAAGGCCCGUCCAGGCCAUCGGAGAAGCUCUGACCUGGAGAAGGAAGUGUGGGACCUCAAGCAUAACAACGGCGGCUUGGUGGAAGAAUUGGCUCAGCUGAGCAGGGAAAGGGAGAAGCUUCAGGAAGAACUUCAGAAGUUACAUGGCUCCACCGAGGCCUCUCCUCGGACAGAGAAGACCGAGCGCCUGGUGGAAGAGCUGAAACGGACGGUGGAGGUCUUGUCCAAGGAGCUCUCACUGGAGAAAGAGGAAUCGGACAAACUGCGCCUGAAGCUGGAGGAGCAGAGGAAGGAGGUGACGUUCGUGAGGAACAACUUCUUCAAGAAGGUGACCCAAGAGGCCAGCGCCAUCGUCGGCGACAACCUGGACAGCUGCAUCUUGAAGGAGCUCCACUGGAAGUUGGACAACGUGGUGAGGAAGCAGAACGAGGCCUUGCAGCUGGUCUCCGAGAUGGAGGAGGAGAACCGUGCCCUGGAGGCUGACCGGACCCUCCAGCUUGACCCCAAGAACCCCGACAAUGACAAAACUGGUCAAGAGAUCUUCUUGGAGGCUUCCGAGGUCAUCGGGGAAAACUGGAAGGUCAGAGAGCAGAUGGUGGAACUGGAGAAAAGCUUGCAGGAGAUGAAGAAGCUGCUGGUUGCAUCUCAGGUGACUCAAGGAGGCCUCAAGGCAGCCGGCUUGAUGCAGCUCCUGGACCGAGUCCUGGCCCAGAUGGCUGACUUGCGCCAGGGGGAAGAACAAGUCCUCGGCAAGUACGAGAAGAUCUGCAGCAUGCUGUCCACCAGGGCUCAGGUCCUGGGGGAGGAGUUGGCGGCUCUCCGGGAGAAAUACGAGGAAGCCAAUCGAGCAUCUGCCCAACACAAGGAAGCCCUGGACCACGAAUUGUGGAAGACUCAAGAGCUGAUGGCCGAAGCUCUGGAGCACGAGGAGGAAGUGGAGGAGCUGAGAGGGAAGUCCCAGAAGUUGGGGAGCAAUGUGGACAAGCUGAAUAAGAAGGUGGACGACAUCGCCAAGAUGUGCCAGGAAAGAGACGCCAAGAUCAAGAAGCUGCUGAAGGAAACGGAGAAGCUCUCGAGCGAAAUCUUGAACCUGCGGAGCGAACGCACGCGGCUGAUCCUGCAGAACGAGGUUGCGCAAAAGAACCACCAAGAGAUCGUGGCCAUAUACAGGACCCACCUGCUCAAUGCAGCCCAGGGGUACAUGGAUGAAGAGGUCCACGCCAUGCUGUUGCGAAUCCUAAGGACAGACUGAAGUCUUGGAAAACUCUGAGUAAGAACCAGAGGCGAGAAACCAGCUCCCAAUUCCCCAAGAGCCGGCUCCGAUUUCCGGGACCGCCCGUCGCCCCAAACCACUCAGGAAGGAUGCAACUCUGCAAAGCACUCAAGACCACCUGCCUUUUUUUGCUAGUCGCUGGAAUUCU
Messenger RNA from Ahaetulla prasina, 3912 nucleotides. It is a transcript of the gene ANKRD35, whose product is annotated as ankyrin repeat domain 35. Gene Ontology annotation, molecular function: actin binding. NCBI's taxonomy places the organism in Eukaryota, Metazoa, Chordata, Lepidosauria, Squamata, Colubridae. The coding region runs from base 474 to 3743 and encodes 1089 amino acids. The record is from RefSeq and is a predicted model, not a curated record. The transcript has 14 exons.